Molecule: messenger RNA, 5415 nt
Organism: Cotesia glomerata
Lineage: Eukaryota; Metazoa; Arthropoda; Insecta; Hymenoptera; Braconidae
Gene: shg
Product: DE-cadherin
Exons: 7
Coding region: 297-5075 (1592 amino acids)
Biological process (GO): homophilic cell-cell adhesion; cell morphogenesis; adherens junction organization
Cellular component (GO): adherens junction; plasma membrane; catenin complex
Molecular function (GO): calcium ion binding; cadherin binding
Source: RefSeq, a predicted model, not a curated record
AAAUAAUUUUUUUUUUUAAUAAAAUUUAUAAAAUUAAUUUAAUUUAAUUUUUUAUAAAAAUUAAAAUAAAAAAAAGUUUGAAGAAUUCUCAAGUGACAGUUGGUUGGAUAAAUGGCUGGAGCUUCAAAUAUUGGCGGAAUAUUUUUUAAGAUAAAUCUGUGAUUUAGAGAAUAAACAUGUGCAAGAUUGUUGGAGGUUUUGUGAAUUUUAGUGCGGUGAAGUUUUGUGAUUGAGAGUUUUUUAUAAAUUACAAGCAGGUGAUUUGGAGCUUGUUCUAAGUUUUAAGAGGACUAGUGAUGGGGAGAAAAAUUGAGAGCUGGAAAUGUCCCGGGACACGGGGAGUUGUCAUCGGGAGCAUAGUGCUGGGAUUACUCUGCGGAACUUUAGAUGCAGCCCACUUCCGACCAUCAAGGCAAGCAGAUUUUCGCACGCAAUACUUGAGUAUCGACGAUUCAAUGACAAAAGAUGACAACCACAACCACAAGCCCGUAUUUUCGGAUUGUUCGAGUUCCUUAAAACCGAGAGUGAAAGAAGACGAGCCCGCUGGAACAGUGGUCGUGCAAGUCCACGCAGUAGACCGAGACUCGCCAGAAGAAGGAGGUACCAUAACUUACAGUUUUGUCACGGCGCCUGGUGAAAAAUUAAAAUUUGAGAUAAAUAAUGUCACUGGAUUAAUUAAAACCACCCAGGUAAUUGAUCGAGACGAGCCGGCGCGUGAAAAAGAAGCUUAUUUAACAGUAUUAGCGACGGACAAUGGUCGCCCGCAGCUUGAUGACGUUUGUACCUUUAAAGUUACCAUCGAAGAUGUUAAUGAUAACGCCCCUGUCUUUGACAAAGUCGUUUACACAGAAUCAGUGCCCCAAGAUCACCCAUUGAAUGCCGAGGUUAUGCGUGUAUCCGCGACGGAUAUCGAUGACGGUAAUAACUCCGUGAUUCAAUACAGUCUCACUGCCUCAAGAAACACCGACGAUGAUUCUUAUUUCAAAAUAGAUGAGAAGACUGGAGUGAUUUAUCUCAACAAAACGAUUAAGCACGAUCCAAACUACAAAUUCCGUCUGAUAGCCCGAGCGCAAGAUUUAGGCCGCCUGGAGCCAAAAGCCAGCGAAAUUGACCUUGAAAUCCGCGUGGUGGAGUCCUACAAAAAAGCUCCAACGUUCUUAGGAAUCUCCACAAGCAAUCACAACCCUCUAACCAUCCCCGAGGACUUCAAAAAUUACUCAGCAUCUCUAGUCCAGAUCACCGCGGCUUCAAACAUUCCCGACAACCCAAACGGGUUGAUCUUCGAGCUUGUAACCGGUGGAACCGAACAAGCAAACAAAGCAAACACAUUCCGUCUCGAAUCCGAGGGGAACACUGCCCACAUAAAACUGUCCCAGAACCUGGACUACGAGCGAGUAACCGAGUACACGUUGAUAGUCCGAGUCCAGAACAACUACGACCUGGCCGCCGAAACAGUGGUGAACAUCCAGGUCGAGGACGUCAACGACAACUUCCCCGUAUUCGUCGAAAUGAAGAAAGGAAGCGUGUUAGAAAACGAACCUAAAGGAGUUCCAGUGAUGCAAGUCCGCGCCAUCGACCGGGACGGAACCGAAGCUAACAACCAAGUCACCUACGAACUGGACAACCACAAAGACCUGUUUGCUAUCGACAAGUACACCGGAAACAUCACCACCCUGACCUCCUUUGAUCGUGAGAAGGUAGACUCCUACAACAUCAAAGUAAUAGCCACUGACAACUCCCCUAGUGCUUCAAUCCCGACCGGAGGCCCUAACAAAGGUCAGCAGGACUUCAGGAUUGAAAUCGCUGAUAAAAAUGACAACCCACCGCAUUUUAACCGCUCAGUCUACACCGCUAACUCCAUAUUGGAGAACACCAACAUCAACGCUCUGGUCACUGAAGUCAAAGCUGACGACAACGACACAGCAAGUCCCGUAAUUUACUCAAUAAUUGGCGGGAAUGCAGACGACAGCUUCUACAUAGAGGCCACCACCGGUAAGAUCCGGAUAAAACAGUCCCUAGACUACGAGAAGGUUACAGAGUACAACCUUACCGUCCGAGCGUUCGACGGUCUUUACGCAGACAACGCUACAGUGAAAAUCUUCAUUGAGAACGUUAAUGACAACCUUCCAGUGUUCUUGCCAGGUGACAGGAACCCAACGAUUGACGAAGAAACUAAUAUGGGUAAUUGCGUUACCACCGUGACUGCCUACGACCCUGACAUCAAGAACAGGAGCGCUGAUCAGCACAUCGCCUACUUUAUCGUCAAGGAAGACCAGCAGCCGCUGCUAGAGAUCCUUAAGAAUGGCUGUAUAAAGUUGAAAAAGCCUCUGGACCGCGAUCCGCCCGGAGGGUAUCCAAUGUGGCCAGUGAUAGUCAUGGCGCGGGAUGAAGAUGGCGCCCCUACUGCGCUUCAAGACAUUGUUCGGGUGAACAUAACCUUGAAUGACCUGAACGACAAUGCUCCGUUCCUGGACAUGCCUCAGCCGGUAGUCUGGUACGAGAACCAGCUUCCGGAUAACAUAACCAAGCUUCGUGCUCGUGACUUUGACUCAGAAGAAAACGGACCGCCGUUUAGAUUCUCGAUAGACCCAGCGGCUGAUAAUAGCGUUGAUUUGUUCGCGAAGUUCAGUAUUAUUGGAGACGAUCUUAGAGCUAAUGUCAUGUUUGAUCGUGAGGAUCAAAAGCAGUAUCUCAUACCGAUUGUCAUCUCCGACAGCGGACGGCCUGUGGCAAUGACUGGAACUUCAACGCUAACAGUGGUGAUUGGUGAUGAAAAUGACAACGCGAUGGAAGAAGGAACUAGUUCUAUCUUCGUGUAUAAUUACAAGCCUAAAAACCCUCCGGAGGAACCGGUACAGGAUACUGAGAUCGGUAGGGUGUAUGUCAACGACCUGGACGACUGGGAUCUACCGGACAAGCGGUUCUCCUGGCUAGAGAACGGAGAUUAUCACAAAGGAUUCAGCUUGGACGAACACACCGGGAUGAUAACGAUGCUCGGUUCCAACCCUUGGACGGACGGAACCUUCCUGCUGAAGUUCGUCGUCAAGGAAUCGAGCCCCAGGAUCCCCAGCCACUCCGUGAACGCUUAUGUGAAUGUCACGGUCAAGUUGAUCCCCGAGGAAGCUGUUGUCAAGUCGGGUUCCAUCAGGUUCUACGACGCCACUGCUGAGGAGUUCGUCGCACCGAGGCGAGACUCAAUUGCCAGUAAAAAAGACACGUUCCACGCGAGACUAGCCGCCAUUUUAAACACUACUAUUGAGAAUGUUGAUGUAUUCACUGUUCUGACUUCCCCCCACCAGCAGAACUUCCAGAACAAUGACACCAAAAAACAUGUUCCACUUCUGGACGUUCGGUUCUCGGCACACGGCAGUCCGUACUACGCACCGGAGAAGCUCAACACGAUUCUAUCUCGGAACGCGGUGAACAUAGAACGAGAACUUGACAUGGACAUAAUGAUGAUCAGCAUCGACGAGUGCUUGAUAGAAAAUGUCCACUGCAACAACUCAUGCCGGAACUACCUGAACAUUUCUGCAACUCAGCCGUACGUUAUUUACACCAACCUAACCUCCUUCGUAGGAGUCAGGGCAGUAGUGGAUCCUCAGUGCACUUGUCAUGUAGCGGAACCAAUUUACUGCUUAAAUGGUGGAACUCCUUUGUUAGCUGGAACAUCGCUGCAAAACGGCGAAAUUGUUGGAACCGAAAGGUGUGAGUGUCCUCCCGGGCUUGAGGGUCCUAGGUGUGAGCUCCUGGACAUCGCGUUCCACGGUGACGGCUGGGCUGUAAUGCCUGCAAUGGAACAAGCUUGUGAUGACAAUCACCUGGGUGUCGAACUUAAGACUUAUCAUGAAUACGGAUUGAUUUUUUACGUCGGACCGAUGAUGUACAACAAGUUCGGGGUUCCAGAUUUCUUGGCCGUGGAACUGCAGAAAGGUUACCCGGUUUUGUAUAUUAAUUACGGAAGUGGAACACUUAGGUUGCAAUACACUGAGAUUAUGGUUAGUGAUGGUAAGGAACAUCGCCUUGACAUCUACUGGACAAAGUCUACGGUAGAAUUGAAAGUUGAUAACUGUGGAAGUUCCUCGUGUUUGUGUUUCGGAGGACCGCCACCUAGUAAUAAGUUCCUUAAUGUUAACUCGCCGAUACAAAUUGGCGGGAACGGAAUGGUAAGUACGGACUUUUACGAACUGAGCGAGCUUUAUAAUUGGACUGUCACGCCAACAGACCGCGGGUUCUAUGGAUGCAUUCGGAACAUGACUAUCAAUGGUAAUACUUAUAAUUUUGGAAAUUUGGCGCUGGCGAAAAAUGCCUACGCCGGAUGCGACAGUGGAAUGGCCAAGGCGGUAUCAUUCUCGCUGGACACAAACUUCUGGGUGGUGAUUGCGGUUUGUUUGAUCAUCUUGUUCCUGCUGGUGGUGGGAAUCUUCGCUCACAGAAGAAGAAGCGAUGAGCAUUACAAGGACAUGGACGACAUUAGAGAGAAUAUUAUUAACUAUGAAGACGAAGGUGGCGGCGAACAGGACACUGGGUAUGAUCUCAAUGUUCUCAGGAGGAUCUACGACUCCCCGAGUGUCCUAGGUGGUGGUAAUGGCGGUAUUGACGCUAAGCUAGCCUCGGUUAUUAAUCAGGGCAAAGCCGGGGAAGAGAUUCCUGAUAUUUGCAGCUUUCUUGACGGAAAGAAGUCCAAUUGUGAUAAGGAUCCGGAUAUCAAUCCGUUUGAUGAUGUCAGGCAUUAUGCGUAUGAGGGAGAUGGAAAUUCUGAUGGGUCAUUGUCUUCAUUGGCUUCUUGCACUGAUGAUGGCGAUCUUAAGUUUAAUUACUUGUCGAACUUCGGACCUAGGUUCAGGAAAUUGGCGGAUAUGUAUGGAGAGGAACCUAGUGAUGAUGAUGAUGACGACGAUGAUGAUGAUGAUAAUGGCCCGGAUGUUGAUGUUGAUAAUGAUAGUAAUAUUAAUGGAGACGCUUGCAGGCGCAGGAGGUUCCGGCAAGAUGAUCAUGGGAAUAAUUCUGAUAGGCCUGCGCCCAUGCCUAGAAGAAAUCCGGGGAAUGAUGAGAGAGAGAGUGAGAGUUGGUGUUGAGUUUAUUGUGAUUAUUACUAGGGUUGCUAAGAGUUUUUGUGAUUUUUAUGGUCUUUUUUUGGUCAUAGAAAGUUUUUAUAGUAAUUAUGGAAAUUUUAGGAAGAAUUGUUAACGUUGUUAAUUCUAUUAGCAGCCAUUUUGUUUUGUAAAGUUAAGACUAGCGUGCGCAACAAUAGUACCAACAGUUAAAAACUUGAGAUUAAUAAUGGCGACGUUUGGCUAUAGUAAGAAGUAUGGUUAUGUUUAUUAUAAAAAACAGUUAAAUGUGUCAUUAAUAUUAGGAUUAAUAAGAAUGAAAUUGACAGCUGAUAAUUUCUAGGAUUUUCUUUAAUAUAAAUUA